AUGGUGAUUGCUGGGCCGACCGAUUAUUCGCCAACGCGCGUUGGCGCUGUGUCGGUUGCGUACGGAAUGCCACCGCCUGCCUCCGGAACGGGGACCAUGGCGACGGGCCCCCCAACACUUCCUGCUCCGAAGCCCGUGACAGAAUGCGCUGGAAACCUUCCUCGCCCCGCACCGUCGUUGCCCGAAGCGCUGGCGUCUCAGCCUGGCGACGGUGGUCGCCAGGCUCCUGUGCUAUCGGCGCCUCUUCCCGUCGCGCCGCCUGUCCCUCUCGGUGUGCCAACUGCUGCGUCUGCUCCGCUUGGCGCUCCUCAAGCUGCCGACCCCGCCGCUCCGUCUGCGGCCGCCGAGCGGGCGAUUGUUGAUGGCGGCGUGCCGGCCCAGUCGGUGGGGUCCGCCACCACUGACGUCCUGGGCCAGCCGGCGCCACCCGCCGCUCCGGCUCCCCCGUCUGCACCGUUUCCGGCGCUUGUGCCUCCCCUGCCUGUGCUGGCGGGGUCUGCUCCUGCUCCGCCCGUGGCUGCGCCUCCCGCGCCUCCUGAGGCUGUACCUCUUGCACCGCCCGUGGCUGCUCCUCUCGCGCCGCCUGAAGCUGCUCCCCUUGCGCCGCCAGUGGCUGCUCCGCCUGCGGCGGGUCUGUCCGCGCCGCCCGUGGCCCUGCCGUGGGUACCCCCUGUUGCGGGGGUUGAGUUUUUGACCGCGGCAGGGGGGCCCGUGACUGUGCAAUAUCCGUCCCUGCUGCCUGUGGAACCCCCUCCCCCGUCCGUAGGUGCGGCGCACCCGUUCCAGGCGCUGCUGGGGCCUCAGCGCACGGUUGCGGUUCCGGAGAUGACCCUUGGUCAGAUCUGGCGCCUCUCGGAGGCUCUGCGGGUCGUACAUCUUGUGCAGGUGUAUGGUCACGCCGCCCUUUCCCAGGGCGACUCACUGGUGGGCGGCCCUCUGGACGAUUGUCUCGCGGCGGCUGAUCGUCUCGCCGAGCUGUUGGCGCCCGUGUUGGCUGCGCCCGCGCGGGGUGGGCUUGCGGGGGUUGGGCCGCUGGGUUCGGCCGUGCGUGGGCUGCGCCGCCUGUUGCAUGCAGGGACUGGAUCCGGGGCGAUCGCCGCAGGCACGGUGCUUGUGCGAGAGCUGCAUCGCACGAUGUCAGGGCUGCUUGCUGUGUAUGACGCGGAUCAGAUGUAG
Molecule: messenger RNA, 1176 nt
Organism: Closterium sp. Naga37s-1
Lineage: Eukaryota; Viridiplantae; Streptophyta; Zygnematophyceae; Desmidiales; Closteriaceae
Source: the annotation of a GenBank genome assembly